This is a messenger RNA of Ogataea philodendri, 795 nucleotides long. RefSeq lists its product as uncharacterized. Bases 1 to 795 code for a protein of 264 amino acids. The transcript has a single exon. The record is from RefSeq and is a predicted model, not a curated record. Lineage: Eukaryota; Fungi; Ascomycota; Pichiomycetes; Pichiales; Pichiaceae.
AUGACGGCAGAAUCAAGAGUCUAUACUCACAAAUUGCUAAUCCUUGCGAGCUUCGUGCUCUCCCUAUAUGGAACUCUGUUUCUAUUUCUGUUCAGCCACUAUGGUAGCCAUUAUAGAACACCGUUUACCGGGUUCUUCCUGAUCACCGAUAUUUACUGGCUGAUCACCAUAUUGCUCCAAGUGUUCUUUAUCAUUAAGGUCUUCUUCGACAAGACUGUGUCCACUGAAAACAAGGCCGCUGUUAGUGAAAUUAUUGGUCCUCAUUUCGCUAUCAACAACGCGUUGCAAUUUCUGUGGUGCUACUUCUUCAACAAGGAGAAGUUUGCUUUGGCAGAAUUGGUGCUAAUCAUCAACCUGCUCAACUUGUUGGCGUUGUAUUUCACCCACCGUACCGUCUCCAUCAAAAAUGUGGGCGACUGGCUCACCAUCCACUUCCCAGUUACAGCCUUGCCUUUGUCAUGGACAAUGUACGCUAUUUUCUGGAACGGAGCAUGCUUGGUCCACUCUCACAACAAGUCGUUGAUUGCACGUAUUCUUGCAAACGUUUUCAUCUGGGAGUUCCUGCUGGUUCCUCUGGCAAUCUUGGUUCUGUACCACGAUUGGUCGAUUGGUCUUAGUACCAGUUUGUUGAUGUUGGGACUCGGAUUCGGUCAGCUGUUCACCAAGGUGGUCGCUUUCCAAUGGGUGUUUGCAUUCAUCAUUGCUGCGGUCGACUUUAUCAUCUCUGUGGUCAUUAUGUUUGGAUCCGGUUUGAACACUGUCAAUGGAGAGGAACAAGCCCCUCUUCUUAGCUAA